AUUGCCAUUCCCACUCCUAUUGUCAAGGGAGAAAAACCCCAUACAUACACAGAUUCGUUCAUAGUACAUGUAUAACAGACGGUACUUCAUCAUGGGCAGGAUUCAAACUGGUCGUUCCCACCAGGAUUGGUACGCAGUUCUCUGUCUGUUUGUCAGCUAUUUGUCUUGGGUUUGGCUCAUCAAGGGACUGGGAGUGAUGUUACCAACACUACAAGAGCAAUUUGCGACCCAAACUUGGCGGGUCGGCUGGAUGCUAUCGAUUAUCACUGCAGUCAUAUGUUUCACCGGUCUCCUUGCUAGGCCACUGGAAGUCAUGUUUGGUACUCGCAUGGCAGUGACGGUCAGCGGUUUCAUGCUUGGUGUCUCUGUGAUCAUCGCUUCUUUCUCCACUAGUAUUGUCAUGUUGACAUCAAUACUAGCACUGACAGCUGGAACUGCUCUAAGUGUCGUCCCUAUUCUGAUAAGGGCGCUACUCGGACGCCGUUUUACGACAAAUUAUGGCACUGCGGUAGGAAUAGGGACAGCAGGAGGUGCAGUCGGCAUGAUAACCGUUGGGCCUUUUACCCAACUGUUGCUGGAUACGUACGGCUGGAGAGGGGCUUUGCUCAUUCUUGGAGGGCUGUUCAUGCAUCUUGGGGUGUGUGGCGCCCUCUUGCGUUCAGCGUCCAGUGAUGAAACAAAUGACAGCUAUCAGCUGGUGAGUACCGACGCCAAUGAGGAACCACAAGUCGGCUUAUCAAGUGCUGAGGAGACAGGCAACUUGAAGAAGUCAUCACGACUUAGCGCCUUCAAAGACGCCCUCAGUGCGCAGAUGAAACAUUUCGGAUUCUCGGUUUGUUUCAAGUUCUCAUUUUGGAUCACAGCAGUCAUCUUCAUUUGCCGCCGCUUUGUGGUUGAUCAGUGGAUGAUUUAUUUCAUUUCCCAGGCCGGAGUAAAAGACUUUUCUCCGUACGACGCUGUGACAUUCACCACAGCUGGAGGGGUCGGCAACGUCGUUACCAAGAUUUUGCUUGGUGUUAUCGUCGAUAAAGGUUUGUUAAAAUUGAGACCGGUGAUCGCACUGAUGAUCACACUGAGUUCCUCUGCUAUCCUGAUAACUCCCUGGAUAAACUCUUAUUGGUUGAUGAUGGUCACAACAGUUGUCUAUUUUAGCAGUCAAGGUACUCUUGCCUUACUGAAUGAUCUGUACACCAGGGAGCUGCUUGGACCUGAUCUAUUGACGUGCGCUUUCGCUUGGAUGGAUCUGGCGUCGGCCAUUUUAAGUUUCAGCCUUGGAUUCUUUCCAGGUUGGAUGUACGACCAGACUGGCAGUUUUGACUGGGCCUUUUUCAUCAUAGGAUGCAUUUCAGCUCUAUCGUUGACGGCGCUGUUGAUGGAAUGGGUCCAAGCGAGAUGCAAGCCCAAGCAGACGGCUUGAAGUAUCCCUAAUUAAACCAUAAGAAUGCUGACGCGUGAAACGAAAAAAGACAUGAUAUAGAAUGCAUCAUGCACCCUUUCGUUGCAAUCUGAUGAUUGUGGACGAUAGUGUUAAUUACAAAAACAAUAACAUGUCCGUGCGUAUAUAAAGUGCAUGUUAUUGCGUUAAUUUUGAAAUUUUAAGAUUAAUCUUCAAACUACUUUAUUGAAAGAACGAUAUAAACCGUAUGAUCAUUAACAUAUUGUUACUUUUUUAUUAAAAGAAUGAACUAAUUCUUAGAUCCAGAAAAAGCACAAGUAAUACAGAAUCCUAUAUUAAAGAAUAUGUUCUUUUUACAUGUAAUUUUUCAUAUAUGCAUGCUGUAACUGAUUUUUACAGCAGUGUAAAUAUACGUGAAGUGUUAUCAAAAGUUAAUUUCAUUUUGAAACUAAACAUUUCGAUCAUGAGCGUUGUAAUCUGGGAAUACACAUUCAGCUUUUUAUAUGAAAUAAUGGCAAAGUUGGACGGUUACAUCCCCGUUGUAAAUAACUAAAGAAGCACUGCGCUGUCUUUGAGAAAGAACUUCUUUGUCACGCCUGAUUUCACAGUAUAAUU
Molecule: messenger RNA, 2011 nt
Organism: Patiria miniata (bat star)
Lineage: Eukaryota; Metazoa; Echinodermata; Asteroidea; Valvatida; Asterinidae
Product: monocarboxylate transporter 12-like
Exons: 4
Coding region: 68-1417 (449 amino acids)
Biological process (GO): monocarboxylic acid transport; transmembrane transport
Molecular function (GO): monocarboxylic acid transmembrane transporter activity
Source: RefSeq, a predicted model, not a curated record